Messenger RNA from Phasianus colchicus (ring-necked pheasant), 1906 nucleotides. The record is from RefSeq and is a predicted model, not a curated record. NCBI's taxonomy places the organism in Eukaryota, Metazoa, Chordata, Aves, Galliformes, Phasianidae.
UGGGGCCGAGGGCGGGCGCGGCGGAGCGGUUCUCAGCAAACGCAAUGGCGCUUAGAGCGGGACUGGGAGGCGCCUCAGAGCCAUCCCUGGUGGCCGUGCGGCAUUUCAUACUUCCAUCAGACCCCGGCGGAGCGUUACAAAUUUCCGUUGGGCCGCGCGGUAGCGGAACCCUCCGCGCGGGGCUGAGGGGCGGGGGGGGGCGGUGCGGGCGGUGCGCAUCACCUCGGGCGCCGCGCGGGGCUCCCCUCAGGCGUGGCCAUGGCGGCGGUGCGUCCCGCCCGCCCCUCCGGGCCCUGACGCGCGGCCCUUUUCCUUGCAGGUGCUGCGAGAGCAUGGGGCCGGCGGAGCCGGUGCAGAAGAUCAGCAUUAACGCCGAGAGCCCUCGCGGCGGCGAGAGGAACGGCUGCGGGGCGGGGGCUGAGCGCAGCCCCGCCGGCGGCUGGAGGCAGAAAUGCGCGGCCUACGUGCUGGCGCUGCGGCCCUGGAGCUUCAGCGCCUCCCUCACCCCCGUGGCUCUGGGCAGCGCGUUGGCCUACCGGGCCGAAGGAGCGCUGGACCCGCGGCUGCUGGUGGGCAGCGCCGUGGCCGUGCUGGCCGUGCACGGGGCCGGCAACCUGGUGAACACCUACUACGAUUUCUCCAAAGGCAUUGAUCACAAAAAGAGCGAUGACAGGACGUUGGUGGACCAGAUCUUGGAGCCUCAGGACGUGGUCCGGUUCGGGGUGUUCCUGUACACUGUGGGCUGCGUCUGUGCCGCUGGGCUCUAUGCCGUCUCGACGCUGAAGCUGGAGCACCUGGCCCUGGUUUACUUCGGGGGGCUGUCCAGCUCCUUCCUCUAUACUGGAGGAAUUGGAUUUAAAUAUGUUGCACUCGGAGAUGUGGUGAUCCUGAUCACCUUUGGGCCCCUGGCCGUCAUGUUUGCCCAUGCUGUGCAGGUUGGUUAUCUGUCUGUCUCACCGCUGCUCUACGCUGUCCCACUGGCUCUCAGCACUGAGGCCAUCCUGCACAGCAACAACACGCGAGACAUGGAGUCUGACCAGCAGGCAGGCAUUGUCACCUUGGCUAUCCUCAUCGGCCCUGCGCUCUCCUAUGUUCUCUACACCGUGCUGCUCUUCUUACCCUACUUGAUUUUCUGUGUGUUGGCCACACGCUACACCAUCAGCAUGGCAUUGCCACUGCUCACCAUCCCGAUGGCAUUUUCACUGGAGAGGCAAUUUCGGAGUCAAAACUUCAACAAAAUUCCUCAGCGGACAGCCAAACUCAAUCUCCUUUUGGGGCUCUUCUAUGUUUUUGGAAUUAUGCUGGCACCAGCUGGUGCUCUGCCCAAACUGUAACAAGCUGUAGAGCCAGACCUCACAGUUCAGUAUUAAUGCCAAUGAAGAGGGGGAUUAUGUGGGUAGCUGACCUGUUAUGAACAGUGUGAAACACAGAGAGACUGUCCUGAGCUGUUGAUUGUAUGUGAGUGUUAUGAUUUCUGGUCUUGGUUAGCUUGCACAUCAGGCUUUAGAGAAGCCAUUUAUCAGUUCCUUGGAAUACCACUUCCUUGCAGCUUUGAUUCUGGAGAAGCAAUGUGACCUGAGGACAAGAGUUUAAAGAAUGUCACCCAUCUGCUGAUGAAUUCUGAGGGGCUUCCACUGUUAAUGGAAGUAAGAUUGAGUCUCAUACAAACUGUCCCUUCACAAGUAGAUUGAUUGCUCUUACAACUCCUUACCACAGUCAUAUGGAGUUCAGUGGCUCCUACGUGGCAAAUAGAAAGCACUGCCAAAUGUUUAGCAUCACAAUGACAUAGGUGCUAUCACUUCACUCCCUUGAGAACGUGAUUCAUCAGUCGUAUCUUUUAAUUUUUAUUGGUUUUCUUUUUCCUUUUGAGCUUUAAUUUCCAAGCUCUAUGAAUGGUAGUAGGAUA